Volvox carteri f. nagariensis is the source of this 2082-nucleotide messenger RNA. RefSeq lists its product as uncharacterized. Gene Ontology annotation, molecular function: monooxygenase activity; oxidoreductase activity, acting on paired donors, with incorporation or reduction of molecular oxygen; iron ion binding. NCBI's taxonomy places the organism in Eukaryota, Viridiplantae, Chlorophyta, Chlorophyceae, Chlamydomonadales, Volvocaceae. The record is from RefSeq and is a predicted model, not a curated record. The transcript has 10 exons. Bases 1 to 2082 code for a protein of 693 amino acids.
AUGCUGGACAUGUGGGUUUGUUUGUCCACUUGCAUCAUUGGUGCCUUGCUGGUGCUGGUGCUCAGUGGCGUGGUAUGUCACAUGCGUAUUCGCACAUCCUGUUUAUCAAAUGAUAUCGGUUUUCAUAAUCGAGUUACACAAUUGCGCAGGGAAGCCGAGAACGACGAGCGGUCGGUCUACCUGCCACCAGUAUCACAAACUGAGAAGUGCAAAACUCCCCCGGGGGUACCCCUUCUGGGCCAUUCCCUGACGCUACGCGCCUGGCCCUCCUGGACAUGGUGGUGGUUCCGGAGCGGAGGGCCCCGGGGCGACCAGCUGCUACUGCGGGCGCUGCUGCGCUGGUCCGAGCAGUACGAUGGUGCAUUUCAGCUGCGAAACGGCUGGCUGGGUCGUCUGCUGCUGGGCGACCCACGGGUCGUGGUGGUGCUCUCAGAUCCGCCUGCCGUACAUGCGCUGCUGGCGCUGGGUGAAGACGCUGCUGUCAAGUCUGGGCGGUAUUAUGGCUCGUUGGAUCAGGCGAGUACGGCAUCGUACUCGACGCGGCACGAUUCAGCACGGCUUGGUAAUAGAAACAGUGAUCCAUGCGCUGGGAAUGCGGUUCUUCACCCGAAUGCCGUACCCAGCAGCGCUACAGCCACCUCCUCGGCCCAGUGGCGGUUACUGCGGAGGUCGCUGCUACACGCCUUUUCCGACUCGGAGCUUCAACUGGACUUUGAGAUCGCCAAAGCGAAGGCCCUGUCCCUAGCCAAUUUUGUGGUGGGGCUGGGCCCGGGGGCAGUGGUGGACGUGAACGACGCGGCGCUGAGGUUGAGCUUGGACGUCAUGGGGCUCAGCAAGCUGGGGUACGACUUUCAGGCGGUUGAGUCUCAAGGCGAGGUGCUGAUGCUGAGGCUGUUGGGGGAGGUUGCGGCGGAGUGGGCUGUACGGCGGCGGCGGCUGCUUGGUCGCUGGGCACCUUGGAUCAGCGAUGGCGCGGCCGAGGGGCAGACGCGAUGUCGCAUCCUGCACCACUUUAUCGAACAGGAGCUGUGGGCCGAUAUCGAGGCACGGGGUCCGCCCCCGCCGGAGGAUGUCACGCUGGCCGCCCAGCUGGCGAGAUUGAGCUCCCCCCCCGCCCGAGGUGCCCCCGUCCUCUCCGCGGACCGAACCGUAUCUGAGCUGGCCGCCCAGUUGCUGUUGGCUCACGGACCCACGGGUCACUCUAUCGCCUGGGCCCUUGGCUGUCUGGCAGCCCGACGGGGGGUGCAGGAAAAACUGGUGGCGGAGCUUAAGAAGGAGGGCAUUUUCAACGACCCGUUGCGGCUCACGUACGACAUGCUGUCCAAACUGCCGUAUCUGGACUGCGUCGUACGGGAGGUGCUGCGGCUGUAUCCCACCAUGCCCUGUCCUGCAACUGUACGGACUCUCAAAAAGGACGUGGCGUUACACGGCCGGACUCUAACAGCCGCCAGCGAUGUGUGGGUGGACGUCUUUUCCAUGCACCGAUCGCCAAAGUGGUGGAGAGAUCCGCAUCACUUCAAGCCGGAGCGCUGGACGGCGGUGGCAUCCGCGCCCACAUCCGUAACCGACACCACGGCGGCGGCGGCGGCGGCGGCUGAUACAGGGGUGUCCACGUCGCGGCAGCUGUACGACGGGCUGUGUACGGUAGAACCGGACGUAGACAACGAGAUCCAGGAUCCAGGAGAGGAAUCGGCGGCAGCGAAGCCGCCGCCGCCGCCGCCGCCGCCGCCGCUUCAGGCGGAGUCUCCGGCGGAGUCUCCGCCACCACUGGCGCCUUUGUGUAGUCCGGAGGCCUUUAUGCCGUUUAGUUUUGGUUCCCGAAGUUGUCUGGGCCAGAAACUGGCUGUGGCGCAGAUCAAGGCGGCUCUGGCGAUGCUGCUGUGUUUUCUGGUGUUUGAGCCGUCAGGUCCGGGGUCCGCCGGGGGGGGAUCAGCGGGGGAUGCGGUCGGGUCGGCGGGCGAGUCCGUGUCGGGAUCUCACGGCGGGGAGGGCGGGGAAGUGGCGCCCUGGGGACUGGGGCUGUUCUUGCGGCCGGAGGGUGGAAUGCAGCUGCUGGUGGCACCCCGGAAGAAAAAUAGUUGA